This is a messenger RNA of Dufourea novaeangliae, 8213 nucleotides long. RefSeq names its product teneurin-a (gene Ten-a). The coding region runs from base 1 to 7971 and encodes 2656 amino acids. The record is from RefSeq and is a predicted model, not a curated record. The transcript is spliced from 22 exons. Gene Ontology annotation, biological process: motor neuron axon guidance. Lineage: Eukaryota; Metazoa; Arthropoda; Insecta; Hymenoptera; Halictidae.
AUGAUGGAGAACUUUCACAGCCCCGUGCCUCCACCGCUCCCGCGACGCCACGUCCGGCACGGGUUGAAACCCGGUCACUUGACCUACAGGAGCCCAUACAUACUUCCGCCACCCCAACAGCAGGUGACAGUCGGUUCCCUAGGUGGUGGUCUAGGGGCAGCCGCUGGAAAUGGUGGCACAGGCACGGUCGGUGCUCAAGGUCAAGCCAUGGUAAUGCCAGGAUUUCCACUUCGUGCGGCAGCGGUCCCACAUUAUUCACCGUAUUCGCCGUCACGUUUUCACAUCGACAAACGUUGCCAGCACAGAUGCUCCUGGAAAUGUUUCUCGAUCGCCCUGAUCCUCCUCGCUGUUGCGCUGACAGCGAUGCUGGCUUACUUCGCUACAGUGAGCUCCAUGCGGCCGAUAGACAGCACGAAAUGCGUGGUGGUCCAAGAUGUCAAGGCUGUCACUCACGAGAACGCGCACGUUCACGACCCGAUAUCAACGCAAAUACCGACCGAAGAGUCGCUGCCCACAAGCACAGCGGAACACUCGAGCGCGUCGGACAGCGCCGGGGACCAACAGAGCGAUCCUCAGAUCCAGCAGUCCGCGCAACAAUGGCCGGCGGUGCUCGAGCUACAAGCUUACAACGUGGCUCACUCGGCCGUCAUACCGCCUUACAACUUCUGGAACACCGAGUUCCGUAACAAGCAGCCAGCGUUCAUCCGGCUGAACCUGACUCUACCUUGGGGCGCGAACUUCGCCGUGUACGGUAGACGUAACGUCGCGCCGAGCGUCACACAAUACGACUUCGUCGAGUUUGUGAAGGGUGGCCGGGUGGACCACAGGCUGAAGAGGGACACCGCCUCGGAGGCGGUCAGCUUCAUGAAAACGGCCGCUCAGGACGCUCGGACGAAUCGUCGGGUUGCCCGCUCGGUGUCCUCCUAUCAACAUGUUCUGAUCAAACGGACAAUCGUCGAGCCGAUGAUGGUGAACGUUAGUCUGCUACAGUAUCUAGACACAGGUCGUUGGUUUCUCUCCGUCUACAACGACGAGCUGCAGCCGUACAAGGUCACUCUGGUCGUCACCGAAGCCGAAGGAGUCUCGACUACCUGCCCGAACGACUGCUCCGGACGAGGAUCGUGUUAUCUUGGGAAGUGCGACUGUAUCGAUGGGUAUCAGGGAGCCGACUGCAGCAAGAGCGUGUGCCCGGUCCUCUGCUCCUCCCACGGACAAUACGGCGGCGGUAUGUGUCACUGCGAGGACGGCUGGAAAGGUGCCGAAUGCGACAUACCAUUAGGCGACUGCCAAGUUCCUGAUUGCAAUCAACACGGACAGUGCGUUAGGGGAUCGUGCGUGUGUAAUCCUGGAUGGAAGGGCGACUUCUGCGAUGAACCGGACUGUCCCGAUCCUAAUUGCAGCGGGCACGGCGCCUGCGUUUCCGGUAAAUGCUACUGCAAAGCUGGCUGGCAGGGCGAAAAAUGCAAUCAGGUCGACCAGCAGGUGUACCAGUGUCUGCCUCGUUGCUCGGAUCACGGCACGUACGACCUGGAAUCGGCGACCUGUAUUUGCGAGGGACAUUGGACAGGCGUCGAUUGUUCGCAGCCCAGUUGCGGCCUCGACUGCGGACCUCAUGGAACCUGCGAGCAGGGUGUCUGCAAGUGUAACGACGACUGGACCGGCACCAAGUGCGACCAGAAGCCUUGCGAUCCUCGUUGCGCGGAACACGGACAGUGCAAAAACGGCACCUGUGUGUGCAGCCAAGGAUGGAACGGAAGGCACUGCACCCUGCCCGGAUGCGAGAACGGGUGCAGCCGCCACGGGCUCUGCACUUUGCAGGACGGCGAGUAUAGUUGCGAGUGCUCGACCGGCUGGGCGGGUAGAGAUUGCAGUAUCCGUCUUGAAAUGGAGUGUAACGAUUUCAUUGACAAUGAUCAGGAUGGCAUGAUGGACUGUUCUGACAGCGAGUGUUGCUCGCACGCAACUUGCGCAGAGCAUAUCAUGUGCCUUACUAGUAAUAAUCCCGUGGACGUGCUACUACGCAAACAGCCACCCAGCGUCACGGCGUCGUUUUAUCAGCGCGUGAAAUUCCUCGUCGAGGAGAAUAGCGUACAAAGCUACGCUCAUAUGAACGAGUACACCGAAAGUCGUGUGGCGGUGAUGCGAGGCCAAGUUGUAACCGAGCAAGGAAUCGGAAUAGUAGGCAUCAGAGUGUCCGUGGACAGGGAAUCUCGCUUCGGGUUCACAUUGACGAGGGCUGACGGAUGGUUUGACGUGCUGGUCAACGGCGGCGGUGCAGUGACGCUUCAGUUCCAGCGUAGCCCCUUCAAACCCCUUACGAGGACCGUGUUCGUGCCGUGGAAUCAAAUAGUGGUUCUACCUCCUGUGGUGAUGACCCUUAACAUGGACGGCGAGUCCCAUAAAUCGAACCAACCCCCUAGUCCAGCUGUCGGUAAUUCCAUACCAUUUAUGGCAUACAAUAUAAUAGGCUUCCCAGGGAUCUCGAUGGGACUCUUUAGCGAACACGGCCCUUGUUUGGAGCACGAUCACGAGUUGCUUCGACCCAUCAUUGUCAGCACAUGGAUGCCCGAAAAAGUAGGCGCGUUGCCUGGCAAGAGUUUGGUGUUUGCCGAAAGUCAGAUCGUUCAAGAGAGCAUCUCGAUUCCGGGCUCGAAUCUACACUUGAUGUACCAAAGUAGCCAAGCAGCCGGUUACCUGUCGACAGUAAGGAUGCAGCUGACUGGCCCGUUCAUUCCAAAAUCGCUGACGCACGUCCACGUCCACGUGGAGAUCGAGGGCUCGCUGCACACGAAAACCUACGAGGCGGACCCGAACCUAACGCAUACAUUCGCUUGGAAUAAACGGAACGUUUACAAGCAGAAGGUGUACGGCGUGGCGCAAGCCAGGAUCUCGAUCGGCUAUCAACACUCCACUUGCUCGUCCGUGAUAUGGGAAACGCAGACGGCCACACUGCAGGGAUUCGACGUGGACAUCUCGGACAUCGGCGGCUGGGGACUCGAUAUCCAUCACCAUUACAACUUCCACGAGGGUAUUUUGCAGAAAGGGGAUGGAACGACUCUUCACUUCAAACAGUAUCCUCGUACCGUGAAAGUUGUGAUGGGUACUGGCCUGCAGAGGAACUUGAUCUGUCAGGACUGCAACGGUCUCGCUAAGGAUGCCAGACUUUUGACACCCGUGGCUCUGACCAGUGGUCCCGAUGGAAGCAUUUACGUGGGAGAUUUCAAUCACGUUCGAAGGAUCACACCGGAAGGAAAUGUGUACACUGUUUUAAUUCUGAGUGCAACCCAGGUAGCUUAUCAAUACUAUCUCUGCGUCUCUCCGGCCGAUGGACAUCUCUACAUCAGCGAUCCCGAGAGACAUAAGAUACUGAAGGCAUUAGCACUGGAGGAUGUGCAGAAUCCUAGCAUCAAUAUUGAGCCGGUUGUUGGAAGCGGUGAAAGGUGUAUUCCAGGGGAUGAAAGUCACUGUGGUGAUGGAGGUCCGGCUAUCCUCGCUAAGUUGGCUCAUCCAAAAGGAAUCGCUAUAGCAGCCGAUAAGACGAUGUACAUUGCCGACGGCAGGAACAUUCGAGCGGUCGAUCCCAACGGUACCAUUCACACUCUGAUAGGCCACCAUGGACACCAUAAUCAUUGGUCACCAGCACCCUGUGUAGGCGCUAUACCCGCCCAUCAAGCUCAACUGCAAUGGCCAACCGGAUUGACUCUAAGCCCUCUGGACGGUUCUCUGCACUUUAUCGACGACAGGCUAGUCCUGAAGCUUACCAGUGAUCUAAAAGUACGAGUCGUGGCUGGAACACCUCUGCACUGUACCAGCAACAGCAACGGGAACGACGGCGAAGUGUCCAAAAUGAAUUCAUCGAGCAUCACCAGUCCUAAGAAGUCGGACGAGGUCCUUGGCUCGGUGUUGGCCGUUGGCUUCAGUCCAACCGGCGAACUCUACAUAGCUGAGAGUGAUUCUCACAGGGUGAACACUAUCAGAGUGGUAGAUAGCUCUGGGAAAAUGUCACACUUCGCGGGACAACAACAGGAACGACUACGUGGCCAAUGUGAAUGCAAUAAUACGACUCCAAGCACCAAGGAUCUAGAAAGUUGCUCGUGCACCGACGACACUAGUAGCACGGAGACACUCUUAUCGUCCAACGCCAAGUUCACCGCUAUAUCAGCGAUUGCGAUCUCUCCCGAUGGUGUUUUACAUGUGGCCGACCAAGGUAGUCUGCACAUUCUCGCUCUCCAGCCGUAUCUACCGAAUCACGACGAAAGUGGGGAGUUCCAUAUACCGUUUCCACCUACCAAUGAGGUCUACGUGUUCAAUCGAUACGGUCAACACAUAUCCACGAAGGAUCUAACAUCCGGCAAGACGCGUUAUUCGUUUUUGUACAGCAAAAACACGAGUUUCGGAAAACUGUCCACGGUGACCGACAGCGCUGGCAAUAAGAUUCAGUUCCUAAGGGAUUACAGUAGCGUCGUUAGCUCCAUUGAGAACACUCAGGAUCACAAGUCCGAGCUGAAAAUCUCAGCUGUUGGGUUCCUAGAGAAACUUUCUGAGCGGGGCAGAGCUGAAAUUGCUCUUGGAUACGAUGGUUCCGUUGGAUUGCUUACCAGUCGAUCAGGAGGUGGUGAAACGUACAUAUACAAUUAUGACAGUCUAGGACGUGUUACCGAUGUGAUUCUACCUACUGGCGAGAAGCUGAAGUUGUCUUCUGAUUUAUCUGACAACGAAGGCUUGUCUGUGAAAGUGUCAGCUCCGCUACAAGCUCUAUCGAAGGGUGACAAACAACGAACAGUUGAAUUUAAGAUGAAGAAUGAACGAUCGAAAAUGUUGACGAUUACUGAUGGUACCAAAAUCAAGAAAGCCGUUGCGUUCACCAACAGCAGUCUGGAGGUCCUCCUCCCUGGCGGUGGUCGGGUCCUCAGUGCACCAACCACGAAACAUCCACUGUUAGAAGCUGCCUUACCAGUAGAAGCUGAAAUGUUACCUAUGUGGAGCUAUCAAUUAAUGUCAUUAGGCGAACUGACAAACACUAUGACCACGGCGUAUAACUUGGUCGGUGAUGUCAGUCACUUCCAGCAGACCCUUAACAGAGAAAUCUGGGUAAACGACACCAGAGUAAUAGGUGUGGAAUUCGAGCAAGCUUUCAGUCGCGAAACAUUCUACGACAAGACGAGGAAUCCACUCUUGACUGUCACUUUCGAUCCAGCUGGACUACCCUUAACCUGGCAGCCUCAUGAACAGGGUCAUAAUCUUAGUAUAACGUACGACAGGUUUAAUCGUAUAGAAAGUUGGAAGUGGGGCGCUUCUGACGAGUCAUAUGGCUACGAUCGCCACGGCCAACUGGCUGAAAUGACCAACAGCCAGGACGGUACCAAGCGUUACACAUACAACGACUUCAACAUGCUCUCUAAAAUUACCUUGGCCAGUGACAGACAUUUCUCUCUGCAGUAUGACGAUGACGGUGGUCUGCGUCAUAUUAUUCUUCCAUCUGGAACCAAACACUCGUUUUCCUGUCAGGCUUCGUUGGGUUUCCUUCGAGUGACAUAUGCACCACCGGGUAGCCCCAGAGCCUAUCUUCAACACUAUAGUCACGAUGGGAACUUGUUGCAAACUGUAUUCCCUGGGGACGGAGCUCGAAUAGUCUACAGGUAUCACACUUCAGGGCAGUUAGCCGAGGUGGUACACGGUGAUGGAAAAAGCGAAAUUAGGUACACUGAAAGUGGUCUUCCAUCAGAAGUGAUACACUCCGAAAGGGACGUCGAGUACAAGUGGGAUUAUCAGUACAGCGCUGGAUUGUUGGUAGAGGAACGCAUAGAUUUCGGUGCCAAGACCGGUCUCAGCAACGCAAAGUUCACUUUUGACUACGAUUCAAACUUCAGAUUAAUCAGUGUUCAAGGUAGAAUUGGUGGUCAGACUCUACCAACGCAUACCAUGGCUUAUAGCCUCAAGACAGGCACGUUGGAACAGAUAGGACAGUUUAAAGUGACCAGGCCACAGUCCAACGAGACCACUGUAUUUGAUGGUACAGCGCUAUUCUCUCGUAUCACUGAUGAUCGAUUCUUAGAGACUCAGGUGACCCUGACGAUUCAUCAGCUGGAGGUUUUCAGGAUGGAGUUCACUCAUGAUUCUCGAGGCCGUAUCAAUCAGACCAGAACGUAUACUCGUAAUGUUGCCGUGAAUACGUACACUAAUGUGAAGAAUUAUACGUGGGACUGUGAUGGUCAAUUAACCGGGGUUGAAGCCCAGGAACCGUGGGGAUUCAAGUACGAUGGCAAUGGAAACAUGUUAUCAUUGACGUACAGAGGGAACACGAUACCUAUGGAGUAUAGUAGCAUGGACAAAAUAGUGAAAUUUGGCGAAGGUCUUUAUAAAUAUGACAACAGAGGUUUGGUGGUUCAAAAUGCCAGGGAAGAAAGGUUUAAUUAUAACGCUAAAGGGCUUCUCGUUCGCGCUAUCAAACGAGGACGCUUUGAUGUACGCUAUUAUUACGACCAUCUUGACCGUCUGGCCACUAGAAAAGACAACUAUGGAAACGUUACACAAUUUUUCUACAACAAUCAGAAACGUCCUCACGAAGUAAGCCAAAUAUACAGUCCUCGAGAUGGCAAACUGAUGUCCUUAGUGUACGACGAUAGGGGACACCUCAUCUACGCACAAGUAUACAGGCACAAAUAUUAUAUUGCCACCGACCAGUGUGGUACUCCAAUCAUGAUCUUCAGCCAAUAUGGCGAAGGCAUAAGAGAAAUUAUGAGAUCACCGUAUGGACAUAUCGUUUACGACUCCAAUCCCUAUUUAUAUCUACCUGUUGACUUCUGCGGAGGACUUUUAGAUCAGGUGACGUCAUUGGUGCACAUGCCAAACGGUAAAGUAUACGACCCACUGAUAGGUCAGUGGAUGUCUCCUUUGUGGGAGAAUGUCCUGGACAGAGUGGACACCCCAACUCAUCUGCAUCUGUACAGGUUUAACGGAAACGAUCCUAUUGAUGUUAGGCACACAGACAGGACAAAUCAACCUACAGACCACAUAUCAUGGCUGUCGCACUUGGGCUACGACCUCAAGAGCCUGGCACCCCAAUUGUUCCCCGAGGAGCUACCUGACAGUCUAGUCCCGCCAGCCUUGGGCCCAGGUACCUCCAUCUUCGGCAAGAAGAAAAGAACAAGAAACCUGGGCGUUCAAUCGGGCUUCCUGGCUCACAUCGCACAAAGACAUUCAGGCGACGCAGUCAGCCUAUCGGCGCCACCUCGAUCAGCGCUGAAGAAGGACACCUGUGAGCUGAUACCGAGUCGUUUAGGCGCAGCUUCCGAUCCUCCGUUCGGCAAAGGGAUCCUAGUGUCGAGAACAGCCGAUGGUCAGGCUGUCGUGUCCAGCGUACCAACCGCGAAUGCUAUAUACGGUGACGUGUUCACUUCGGUGUUCAACCGUUCCUACUUCCUGCCGUUCACGUUCGUGGUUCACAGCGCCCAACAGGACGCGUUCUACUUCGUGAAAGAGGAGACCUGGAGGGCCAGCGAGGACCGUGGACAAUUGAAGCGUCUAGGUGGCCAGGUGAACACGACGUUCCACGAGAAUGAGAAUGGCAGCGGCAGCAGCUCAUUGAUAGACGUGAAGAUCCACGGUGCCAGCUACGUGGUGAAUCUACGAUACGGCACCACGGCCGAAAAAGAGAAACAAAGACUGCUUCAUCACGCCAAGGCGACCGCCAUUCGUAAAGCUUGGCACAGAGAACGCGAGGCCCUCAAGGCGAACACUCCCACCACCAUCGAGUGGAUGGUGGCCGAACAGGACGAGAUAUUGAAGUCAGGAUCCGCAUCCAGCUACGAGGGCGAGUACAUUCACGACGCGCAACUGUACCCCGAGCUCGCGGAGGAUCCGUACAAUAUCAGAUUCGUGAAGAAAGCGGUCGACCCAUCCAGCAAGAAACGGCGCAGAAGGAGAGGCGCGCCCACCUGCAAACUUUGGUGGCUGGACAAGAUCUGCUAGAUCGAGCACGCGGCGGUCGAACUAGUCCUCUUCUCCCCGGGGUCGGGAGAACUGUCCAAGUCGAAGCAACAGGAAUUUUGAAACGCGACGAGAGAGAGAGAGAGAGAGGGAGGAAGCCGAACGGAUUGACAAGAGAAAUGGAGCCGCUGUACGCGAGCGCAGCGUCCGUAUGCACACGUAAACGUACUGAACACUAUCAAAAAAAAAAAAGUUUUAUACCAAAGUCUAUUUGUGUAUUUCGA